UCUCAUGAUAUAUAUCCAUGGCAAGAACCUGAUUGAAGUAGCUAGGAUAAGAAAUAGCAAUCAAAAGCAAUGGCGGACAUGAGAGGAAGCGGUGUCAUCUGUAAUGAGAGUUGCGGCUGUCCUUCGCCUUGCCCCGGCGGUGUUGCAUGCAGGUGCAAGAGUGGUGGCAUGCAGAGCAGCGGCGGUGGGGACGAGGAGCACAAGAAAUGUUCAUGCGGUGAGCACUGCGGAUGCAACCCUUGCAGCUGCUCCAAAGAGUCGGCCUCCGGUGGCACAGGAAAGGCUUUCUGCAAGUGUGCUGAUGGUUGCACCUGCGUCACUUGUUCAUCUUGAAGAUUGGAAAGGUCGACCUAGUUGAUCAGUUUAUAUUAGCUAGAGAAAAUAACAGCCUAUUCCACCCUAAUAUAUAUAUUUACGUUACAUAUAUGUAUUUAUAUAAAUAAAUGUUAUGUGGGUUGGACUGAA
This is a messenger RNA of Lactuca sativa (garden lettuce), 465 nucleotides long. RefSeq names its product metallothionein-like protein 4B. The record is from RefSeq and is a predicted model, not a curated record. Lineage: Eukaryota; Viridiplantae; Streptophyta; Magnoliopsida; Asterales; Asteraceae. Gene Ontology annotation, molecular function: zinc ion binding.